AUUCCAACGCGCUCCAAUACGUUCGCGUCACCGGAACCAAUAUGGCGACUAGAUGUUCGCGUCGCGUUAGAGUAUACUCCAUGGAUCAAUUAAGAGCACGCUCCAUUUGCCUCACCUCAGAAGGUGGUGCGGUUGGGGCAUGUUACGCACGCAUGCGUAAUGAUUGAGAAUGUGUAGUGUUGAGAGAAGUAUUUCAUGGAUCAUAGUGGAACUCUUCAUGUAGUAUAGAACGACAGGACGCUUGUCCCAACUUGUCCUAAAUCCGUUCGUGUCAUCGAGUGUUGGAGCACAUGAAUCCAACUGCUCCAAUCGCCAUCUUACCGGUGAUCCACGGUGAUCCAAGUGCUCUCUGAGUUAAUUUGGAGCAAGCGACGCGAACAAACCUCUAGUCUUCUUGACAAUAGCGACCGUCGGUCGCGCAAGCGAUAAUCGUCGAUAGCUAUCGAUAACGAUUCUCGUCGUUAGGAAUAUAGUACUUAGGAAUAGAGUACUUAGCAUGAGAGUUGAUUUUGUUGCAAGAAAGGAUACGCAUGAUGGAACGGCGUAUAGAGAGAAGGCAGCUGAGAGAUAUAGAGAGAAGGCAGCUCAGAACCCUUUUUAUCUCCCACGAGUUGAAUUUGUUAAUUAUUUUCGUCUUACUCCAGAACUUGUUAUGGAUGUAAUAAAUGCAAUACGAGCUAAUUUAUGGAGCGAACGACUUACCGGUUUAGCGCCUGAAAUAAAGGUGUUGAUCGCUAUACAAUUUUACGCUCAAGGUAGCUACCAAAGAAAUGUCGGUAAUCAAUUUCAGUUUAAUGUUAGACGACAACAAGCCGUUGCAUCCAUGCUGUGACUGAUGCAAUCAAUGAGCACUUAUUGCGUACAUGGGUGAAAUUCCCAAUGACCGACGAGGAUCGACAGCA
This is a messenger RNA of Mycetomoellerius zeteki, 902 nucleotides long. RefSeq lists its product as uncharacterized. The record is from RefSeq and is a predicted model, not a curated record. The coding region runs from base 497 to 832 and encodes 111 amino acids. Lineage: Eukaryota; Metazoa; Arthropoda; Insecta; Hymenoptera; Formicidae. The transcript has 3 exons.